AUGAGCGGUAUCUUGAAGAGUGAUGACUGCAAAUGUCAUCUUCUCUCCCUCCGCGCGGAAAUAAGGAGCCAAAUCUGGGGUUAUGUGCUUGGGGAUGGAUUUAUUUACGUGAAAGAAUUGCCUAAUGACGCCAAAGACUUCUGUAAAGCUUUACCACCUAAGAGUAAGAAAGCAUGGGAUCGAGUCAUGAAGACACAGCGGUUCGGCGUCUCCUAUCACGAAGAAGUUGAACCGACCAAAUUCACAAAUUUCCGAGGUCAGGUUACUUCGACAUCCCUGACCAAGGUGUACGAGUACUGCUGCGUCGAAACUAAACAUCUUGGCAAACUACGACUUGCACUUCUACUCUGCAGCAGCCAGACUCAUCAAGAAUGCCUGCCCGUCCUCUGGAAGGCCAAGACUUUCGUUGUCAGUCUAAAAAAGACUGGAGAUAUAUUGCGUUUGCUACCAAGAGCUUUAUCAAAAACCCAAUGUCACUCUCUUCGAAAGAUGAAACUCAACUUUGUGUUUCCUGACGUAACAUGCAGACCCAAGAAGCUGCGUUUAGCUUUAGCCUCCACUAAGGCUUUCACUGGUGUCAAAGACUUGACGAUAAGUUUAGUCUGUAGAACCUAUCGGGGUGAAGGGGAGCCUGCGGCGAUAGAUGAAGCGCUCUUGACUCUAAAGUGCAUGAAUUUCAUGAAUCCCGAACGGCUUUCAAUCAAUCUUAAGGUCUGGAGACUGAAUCUUUUGAGCAGUGGCACACUGGUCUACUACGAGGGUCCUCAAACUUUCGAUGACAAGGUGGAGGUAAUACGACAGGCUCUGAUCAAUCGCCAAAAUUCGUUUCACCGACGUCGCAACGAGACUGACAUUCUUCUCAAAGAUGCGGAGCCGCACCUACCUGCCUUGUUGACAUAUCUUCGCACACAACGCUGA
Messenger RNA from Bacidia gigantensis, 918 nucleotides. RefSeq lists its product as uncharacterized. Bases 1 to 918 code for a protein of 305 amino acids. The record is from RefSeq and is a predicted model, not a curated record. Lineage: Eukaryota; Fungi; Ascomycota; Lecanoromycetes; Lecanorales; Ramalinaceae. The transcript is spliced from 2 exons.